Messenger RNA from Arachis ipaensis, 2115 nucleotides. NCBI's taxonomy places the organism in Eukaryota, Viridiplantae, Streptophyta, Magnoliopsida, Fabales, Fabaceae. The record is from RefSeq and is a predicted model, not a curated record.
CAAGUUUGUGAAGCUAAUCCUUUUCGCCGUCGUGGCCGCCGCUAACCUCUCUUUAAGUUGUUAUGGAGCAGCCACAUGAUUAUUACGAGAGGAAGAGGAUGCCUUUAAGAGUCACCAUAAACGCCCCGAAACGGCUGCUGUCUUUGACGGUAACGCAAUCGCAGUCGCUGCCGUUUCUUCCGGAUGAACUCAUCAGAGAAAUUUUGCUGAGGCUUCCAGCAAGGUCACUGCUUCGGUUACGAAGAGUGUGCAGUUCAUGGAAAUCCCUAAUUUCCAGCUCCCAAUUCGCCAAAGACCAUCUUCAACACUCAACCGCCGCGGAUCCAAGUUUGAGUGGGCCACGAGUUGCUUAUCAUCAUUUUUGCCACUACGGAUUUGGAGAUUUCUCCUUACGCUCCUUGAUCGAGAACUCUUCCAAACCCACGGAAGUCGUUCUCUUCGAGGAGAGACGUAACUACAAGGUUAUUGGCUCUUGCAAUGGAUUGCUGUGCUUGCUGUUUAAUGAUGCUGGCAUCAACACCUGUGUCAGGUUGUGGAAUCCCUGUACUGGAUUAUUGACAACCCCAUCGGUGGAAUGUGGGGAUUUCUUAUCGGAUCGCGGCUUCGGCUAUGAUCAUGUGAAUGACAAGUACAAGCUUGUUGUGAUUGUAAAGCAGAGGCGGAAAUAUACAACUAGAAUUUAUACAUUUUGCAGCAACCCUUCCAAGAGAGCCAUUCAAGGUAUCCCAUUUCGCAGCAUAAAUGGUGAUGGUAAAGGGGUAUUUGUGCCAGGCACAGCCACUCUUAAUUGGAUUCGUAGGGAUGCCAUCCUGGGUUGCUUGGUUUUUUCCCUUGACUUGGUGAAAGAGACUUUUAGUGAGUUUUCUCUGCCCCUCAAUGAUCCGGAUGAUAAAACCUAUAUCUUCCUACGGUUAUGUGUGCUGAGGAACUGCCUUGCAUAUUGUUUUAAUCAUGAGACUCAUUGGUUCGUGUGGGUCAUGAAGGAGUAUGGAGUGCCUAAAUCUUGGACUAAAUUGGCCAUCAUCCCCUGCCAUCCGCGUCUAUCCAAUUAUUGUUUUCGUCCAUUGUAUAUCUGGGGAAACAAUAUUCUUGUGGCGGUUGCAUUAACUUCAAAGAUAGUUCUGUUUAAUUUGGAUAAUGGUAGCUUUGAAUUUCCUGUAUUGAAACCUACUCCUUCAAUAAGAUGGUCCGUCUUUAUUUAUCACGAAAGCUUAGUUUCACCACCAUAUCCUGUCCUUCCAAUUAGCUCAUCCCAAAUUCAGUUAAUCAAACGCUAACGGACAAGCUGUCUUCUGAAUAAUGGAGUAUGGAGUGUCUGAAUCUUGGACUAAAUUGGCCAUGAUCCCACAGUACCUUAGCAUACACAUUAUUCCUCUGUAUCUUUGGGAAAAUGAUGUUCUUCUGGGGACUGCUGCUCCUUAUUCAAGAAUAAUUAGGUAUAACUUAAACCAUGGCAACUUUAAGUUCCCUGUCAUUGAUGGCCACAGGGAUGGCAUGAUGAAAGUUGCUCCUUUGUCUAAGCACUCGAUGGCGGCGAAGCGAUUCCAUGUUUAUCAUGAAAGCUUGGUUUCUCCAUCACACUGUGGUCUUCUAAGUAGCACAUCUGAAAUGCGUUGGAUCAAAGUCAUCAAAAACCCAUGUCUACAAUUUCUUCCAAGUGAAUUCCUCUAUUGGUAAAGGCUUUCCCCCGCUAUUUAGUUUCUAGCUAUUCUAGUUGAAUGAUUUAUUUAUAUAGUUUUUUCCAACUUGGUGUAGGGCGGCAAAACUAUACUUUCUGUUGACAUGAUUGUUCCCAUUGCUAAAUCACAAUGUCACAGCAAUUUUCUGCUUUAUUUAGGAUAUUAAGGAAUGACUAUCAUUUCCUGGUGUUCAUUUACAAUUAGAGUUAAUUUUUUCUAGUAUCAAGUUCUAUUUUUAUAUGACAAGUUAUCAUUUUUAGGGUUAAAUUAAGGGAAGAAAGAAAAACUGUAAUAUCCCAUAAUUUAAUGACUACAGUUUCAUAUUAUGUUCUUCCAUGUUGGUUUUCAACAUUUUGGUUUUUGGAUUGAUACCUAGAACUGGUUUUGUCCAUUGGAUAAGAAAUAAACAAUACAUGUAUGAUCUAUAGUAUUAAGA